Messenger RNA from Xyrichtys novacula (pearly razorfish), 7028 nucleotides. NCBI's taxonomy places the organism in Eukaryota, Metazoa, Chordata, Actinopteri, Labriformes, Labridae. The record is from the annotation of a GenBank genome assembly.
AUGAAGUGAGUGUUUGUUCUCAGACAGGAGAGAAACAGGAAUGUUGUUUGUUUUAGUUCGAGCUCAGUUUGACGGUUUAAACUGUUAGAUAACACGUGAUUUAGAGACUGACCGAUUAUUCAUUUAUAUCAGACCGAUUAUCAAACCGAUCUCUUUAGGAGCGGGCCGAUAAUCAGAAGAAAGUCCGAUCUUUGCAUAAACAGAUGAAGGGGUCUGGGUUUGUGAAGGGCCAGGUCUGAGAUUAGCUUGGUUCUUGUGGUCCAGGUCUGAGUUCUGGUUCUUGUGGUCCAGGUCUGAGUUCUGGUUCUUGUGGUCCAGGUCUGAGUUCUGGUUCUUGUGUUCCAGGUUGAACAUCGACGGUCUGCUGGUUUAUUUCCCCUAUGACUACAUCUACCCAGAACAGUUCAGCUACAUGCUGGAGCUGAAGAGGACCCUGGACGCUAAAGUACACACACACACACGCGCACACACACACACGCACGCACGCACGCACGCACGCACGCACACACACACAGGUGUUGUAAGUAAAGUGUGUUUUCUUCCUGACUCCUGUUCCUGUUCAGGGUCAUGGGGUCCUGGAGAUGCCUUCAGGGACGGGGAAGACCAUCUCUCUGCUGUCCCUCAUCGUGGCCUAUCAGAGGGUGAGGAGGGUCAGAGGGUCUCUGGGUCUUUCUGAGAGGACUCCGGUCCGACUCGUCUCCUCACAGACUCCUCCUCUAAACGGUUCUCCUGUCUCCUCAGGUGUUUCCUUUAGAUGUGACCAAACUGAUCUACUGUUCACGGACGGUCCCCGAGAUCGAGAAGGUCAGUCUGUUCUUUUUAGAUGUUUGUUUUGGGGCGGGGUCACGGGUCACGGCCGAGUGUGAAGCAGCUGGGAUGUGAAUCAGAACCUCCAAGUCUGAAAGAAUCUGCGUCUCCUUCAGGUGGUGGAGGAGCUGAGGAAGCUGAUGGAGUUUUACACCAAACAAACCGGAGAGACCAACAAGUUCCUGGCUCUGGCCCUGUCCUCCAGGAAGAACCUCUGCAUCCACCCGGAGGUAGGAGCCGGGGGGCUGACGGAGCGAUGAAGCAGCUGCUCCUCUUCCUCUCUGUCUGAGGAGUUAACCCUUCGCUCACCUUCACUGACUCUGGUUUGGUUUUCUUCAGGUGAGCUCUCUGCGCUUCGGGAAGGAGGUCGACGGGAAGUGUCACAGUCUGACAGCGUCGUACAUUCGAGCUCAACGCCACAGUAACCCCAACCAGCCGGUGUGCCGCUUCUACGAGGUGAGACCUUCAAGACCAGGAUGGACCACAUCCUCCAGAAAGACCUCCACCCCCCAGAGAGCGUCUGCUGGUCUACCGUUCCUCAGACUGUUCUUCUUUGUUUCUGCAGGAGUUUGAUGCCGUCGGUCGACAGGUUCCUCUUCCUGCUGGUAUCUACAACCUGGACGACCUGAAGAACUUUGGCAGGAGGAAGGGCUGGUGUCCGUACUACCUCGCCCGCUACGCCGUACGUUUGCUCAAGUCCUCUGAACUCGACCGUGUCGACUGGUGUUGGUUUCUCACCUGAAUCUAAAGAAAACAUGAAGUUCAGGUUCUUCAGGUUCCUCCUGAAGAGAGAAGAUCUUCUCUGAGACAGAAACACCAUCUUUAAAAAUCACAACCACCUGGAGUUCUUCAGAAAGGUGAGCAGAUGUUUCAGUUUGACCUUUCUUCUCUCCGGUCUUUCCUCUCAGAUCCUCCACGCCAACAUCGUGGUCUACAGCUACCACUACCUGCUGGACCCAAAGAUCGCAGACCUGGUGUCCAAAGAGCUGGCCAAGACGUCUGUGGUGGUCUUUGAUGAAGCUCAUAACAUCGGUGAGGAGCACUUCAGCCAAACUCAGGCUCUCUGUCCAAACUGUCUUUGUCUUCUGAACGUCCUCUCCUGUCCUCGCCGUCUCCUCAGACAACGUCUGCAUCGACUCCAUGAGUGUGAACAUCACCAGAAGAACCCUGGACCGCUGUCAGGCCAACGUGGACACGCUCCAGAACACCAUCCAGAAGUGAGAACCUGCAGAUCCACAUGGAAGAGAGGAGGAGGAGGAGUCAGAGGAGUCCUCCUCAGCUGCUCCUCCUCCUCCUCCUUCUUCUCUCCUUUGAGUUAAACUUUGAUCUGGUGGUUCAUGAACCUUCUCGGUCUCUUCUCUCAGGAUUAAAGAAACCGACGCUGCUAAACUGAAGGAGGAGUACAGGCGGUUGGUGGAGGGUCUGAAGGAAGCCAACGUCGCCAGGGAAACGGACGUCUACCUCGCCAACCCCGUCUUACCGGACGAGAUCCUUCAAGGUACGGCGGGACGAAAACGCUGAAUGAAGACUUUGUGGUCCAGAUCUUUGUCCUCAAAACUCAUAACCACUGCCCCCCCCACAGAGGCCGUUCCCGGAACCAUCCGCACAGCUGAUCACUUUGUGGGUUUCUUAAGAAGGUUUCUGGAGUACCUGAAGUCCCGCCUGAGGGUCCAACAUGUGGUCCAGACCAGCACGCCGCAGUUCCUCAAAGACAUCUUCGACAAAGUCUGCAUCGACAGAAAACCUCUCAGGUCGGCAGGACUUAGAUGGUCUCUUGUAGAUCUGGUAGUCCUCUUUCUGGGUCAGGUUUUCACCCCCUGGUUUUGGACCCCUCUGUGAUGGUCUCCUCUGUGUCCUCCUCCAGGUUCUGUGCAGAGCGGUUACAGUCUUUACUGCGGACUCUGGAGAUCGCUGACAUCGCAGACUUCUCCGCUGUGACGCUCAUCUCCAGCUUCGCCACCCUGGUCAGCACCUACAGCCAAGGUGAGGGUCCGAGACCAGUCCAGACCAAAGAUCUGAACCUCAUCCUCCUGCUGAGAUCUGCAGAAACAUCAGAGUCUGACUCUCCUGAUGUUCCUCUGAGCUCAGCUGGUUUCAGGGUCCCGGUUUCCUCUGAGGGUCCGUGGACCUGGUCUGGUCUGACCCUCCUUGUUUUGUGUCUUUCUGCUGAAGGUUUCACCAUCAUCAUCGAACCCUUCGAGGACAGAACUCCAACCAUCGCCAACCCGGUUCUUCACUUCAGGUUCAUGAGUUUCAGUCUGUGGAUCAGCGAGGAGGAGAGUCAGAAGGUUCACAGUUUGACCUGCUCAAGUUUAAAUCUGACGUCUCCCCUCUGUUCUCCUUCUCCUCCUCCUCUCUCUCUUCUCCUCCCUCUCCUCCUCCUCUCUGUCCUCCUCUCAGCUGUAUGGAUCCUUCUAUCGCCAUCAAACCCGUGUUUCAGAGGUUUCAGUCGGUCAUCAUCACCUCUGGAGUGAGUCUCUCUGUUUCUUUUCAUUUCCUUUUUUAUUGAUUUCACAGAUCAAUAUUCCAUCAAUAUUUUACAUUAUUGAUCAAAUUUCCAACUGUGUCUAAUAUCUUCAUUCCUCUCCACGGUGGAGCAGAGACACGGUUCGACAUAAAUUAAAGUUCCAGCAGAAUAACUGAGAAGUAAAAUCGAACUCUUUCCACUCUUGUCCGUCUCUCACUCUCUCUCACUCCUCGUCUCUUUUCUCCUGUUGGUAAAACAAUAAAAAUAAUAAACAGAAUAAAAAUAAUAAACAGAAUAAAAAUAAUAAACAUAUGAACGAUGAACAAGUUUGAACCAAGAGGAUCAAUAAUCUAUAAUCCACAAAGUCUGAGACACAAAUUUAACCCGUUUCUUCCGUUCGUUGUUAAAAGUUUCUGUUUUAGUGGAGGUGACAGAAUCAUCGUCUCCUGAUUCUUUAUUGAUCGAUCGUUUCCUCUAAUCCUCCAUUUUUGCUUCGUCUGUUUUUGAACCGACGGCCGUUUCAGUCGACACCAACAUGUUUGUAAAUCUGUGUUUUUCUCCUGGUUCUUUUUUCUCAGAUAUAAAAGUUUAAUCAAAGUUUUUAAAUGUUUUCCUUCUUUAUUGACAGUCGAGUUUAAAACCUUAAAAACAUGAAAAUAUUCUCCUCACACCGUCUGUCUCCAGAUUCUGCUCCUCUGUUUUUAUGUGUUAAUGAAGUUCUGUUCAGAGUCUCUGAUAGUCUGCUCUGAUUGGUCGGUUUCUCCUGCGGCGGCGGCGUUCAGGUGUCACCUGUAUUUACGACGCUCUUUACCGUUUCGUCACGGUCGUUUUUGUGCCGCAGACUUCUCACUGACGGACUCGUGUUCUUCUGUCCGACCUCUGCAGACUCUCUCUCCUCUGGACAUCUAUCCCAGAAUCCUCGACUUCCGCCCGGUGACCAUGGCGUCCUUCACCAUGACGCUGGCGCGGACCUGCCUCUGCCCUCUGGUGUGUUUCAGAGACUUUAAAGACGUAUGAAGCGGUGAAACUGUCGACUGACGUGUGUUUGUGUUUCUGACUUCCUGUCUGAGUAGAUCGUCGGCAGAGGAAACGAUCAGGUGGCGUUGAGCUCCAAGUUUGAGACCCGAGAAGACUUUGGUGAGUCCGUCUUUGACCUCUUAGCCGGUCUAGUUUCCUGUUGGAGCGCGGCGGCGUUACUCUUCUGUUUUUUUACCAGCUGUGAUUCGAAACUACGGAAACCUUCUCCUGGAGAUGUCCGCCGUGGUUCCUGACGGGAUCGUGGCGUUUUUCACCAGCUACGUCUACAUGGAGAACAUCGUGGCGUCCUGGUACGAGCAGGUCAGUGAGCGAGCUGAGCCGGUUCCUCGUCCGUUUGUCGAAGCUUCCAGCUCAGUUUGAUCCUGAAGUUCUGAACGUUUGUUUUCAGGGGAUUCUGGAGAACAUCCAGAGGAACAAGCUGAUCUUCAUCGAGACUCCUGACGCUGCAGAGACCAGCAUGGCGCUGGAGAAAUACCAGGAGGUCCGAAAGAAUUCUGUUCAAAGAUCCGGAGAAGAGCUCCUCCAGAACCAGAUCUAGUUCACUGAUAAAGACCUGCUGACCCACCUCCCAUCAUGCUCUCUGUUUCCUCUGCAGGCCUGUGAGAACGGCCGAGGAGCCAUCCUGCUGUCUGUGGCCCGAGGGAAAGUGUCCGAGGGGAUCGACUUCGGUGAGUUCUAAAGGAGCAGUCCGUGAAAAAAAACAUGAACUAAAGGAGUUAAAGGAGUUAAAGGAGUUAAAGGAGUUAAAGGAGCAGUCCGUGAAAAAAAACAUGAACUGAAGGAGUUAAAGGAGUUAAAGGAGUUAAAGGAGCAGUCUGUAUAAUAACCAUGAACUAAAGGAGUUAAAGGAGUUAAAGGAGUUAAAGGAGCAGUCCGUAUAAUAACCAUGAACUGAAGGAGUUAAAGGAGCAGUCCGUAAAAAAAAACAGGAACUGAAGGAGUUAAAGGAGUUAAAGGAGUUAAAGGAGUUAAAGGAGUAGUCCGUGAAAAAAAACAUGAACUGAAGGAGUUAAAGGAGUUAGAGGAGUUAAAGGAGUUAAAGGAGCAGUCCGUGAAAUAACCAUGAACUAAAGGAGUUAAAGGAGUUAAAGGAGUUAAAGGAGUUAGAGGAGUUAAAGGAGCAGUCUGUAUAAUAACCCUGAACUGAAGGAGUUAAAGGAGCAGUCCGUGAAAUAACCAUGAACUAAAGGAGUUAAAGGAGUUAAAGGAGUUAAAGGAGCAGUCCGUGAAAUAACCCGGAACUGAAGGAGUUAAAGGAGUUAAAGGAGUUAAAGGAGCAGUCCGUGAAAAAAAACAGGAACUAAAGGAGUUAAAGGAGUUAAAGGAGCAGUCCGUAAAAAAAAACAUGAACUGAAGGAGUUAAAGGAGUUAAAGGAGCAGUCCGUGAAAUAACCAUGAACUCUAACCUCUCUCUGUCUUUUCUCAGUGCAUCACUUCGGCCGAGCCGUCAUCAUGUUCGGAGUCCCUUAUGUUUACACGCAGAGCCGCAUCCUAAAGGUCAGAGCAGCAUCUUUACACUCUGAGGCUGACCUUUGACCUCUGUUCAGAAACUCAGGCUUCAUUUUAGAGAGAGUUAGAAUUUGACGUUAGUGGAGAUCAUAUGUGUAAUAAAUCACAUCUAUCAUGUUCGUAUCGGUAUAGAGUCACAGUUGUUGUAAAUCAGCUGCUGGACCUGCUGUAGUGAAGUCAGAACUGUGAACCCGUGUCAGAUCUGAGGACAGGGAUUUUCUCAUGGAGGAUCCAUGUGGACUGGACUCUUUCAGGCCCGUCUGGAGUAUCUCCGGGAUCAGUUCCAGAUCCGAGAAAACGACUUCCUGACCUUCGAUGCCAUGCGUCACGCCGCUCAGUGUGUGGGCAGAGCCAUCAGAGGGAAGACCGACUACGGACUCAUGAUCUUCGCAGACAAGGUUCGUGAACCCCCCCCCCUUUAGAGAUCUCCACAGGUUCAGGCGUCAGCCUGGACCAGGAACAUCCUGCUGCUGAGUCAGCGGGUCUCUGAGUCUCCGGGGGACGAGGUUUUAUGAGGCCGGGUUUGAUGAUCCUGUCUCUCUUUGCCCCGCCCCCCAGCGUUACGCCCGAGCGGACAAGCGUGGGAAACUUCCUCGCUGGAUCCAGGAGCACAUCAACGACGGCAGUCUGAACCUGACCGUGGAUGAAACCGUCCAGCUCUCCAAACACUUCCUGCGUCAGAUGGCUCAGCCCUUCAGACAGGUACGAGUCGAACCCUCGCCUUUCUCUCCGUGUUUCCAGGUCAAAGGUCAGACACAAACAGGUCAGGUUUGAGUUAAAGUAACGCGGCUUUGUCAGUCAGAGGAAAACUCUGAGCUGCUCUGUGCCUCUGUUUAAAGUAUCUGUGUGUGUGUGUAACUAUAAUUAUUAUUAUGUAAUUAUUAUUAUAAUGUAAUUAUUAUUGUGUAAUUAUUAUUUUUAUUAUUAUUAUUAUUAUUAUUAUUAUUAUUAUUAUUAUGUAAUUAUUAUUAUUAUUAUUAUUAUAAUUAUUAUUAUGUAAUUAUUAUUAUAAUUAUUAUUAUUGUUAUAAUUAUAAUUAUUAUAAUUAUGUAAUUGUUCAGUAGAACAGCUCCUGUUUUGUCACUUAACCCCCUCCUCUUGUCUCUGUCCUCAGGAGGACCAGCUCGGUCUCUCUCUGUUGACUCUGGAGCAGCUGGAGUCGGAGGAGAUGCUGCAGAAAAUCACUCAGAUCGCUCAUCAGACAUGA